AAAGCGUGGAAGUGCCGCGACGGAAAGUGUGAUAUAAAUUACAAUUACAAUUCUGAAUUACAAUAAACCCUUGGAAUUCCAAUUACAAUUCUGAAUUCCCUCCUCCCCCAAUUUGAAAGUUGAAUACUUUGAAUCUUAAAUUCAAACUCAUUCGUUUCAAUUGAUUCAACUUUCAAAGUCACACCAUUACAAUGUCUGCAUUUGGAUCAAAUACUGCUUCUACUCCCACUCAUAACCCUAAUAAAUCAGUUGAGGUGGUGAGUCCUCCUGGGGACUCUGUUUCGAGUCUUUGUUUUAGCCCUAAGGCCAAUAUUCUGGUUGCUACAUCUUGGGACAACCAGGUAAGAUGUUGGGAAAUUACAAAGAACGGUAUGACUAUUGGCACUGUCCCUAAAGCAUCAAUCUCACAUGAUCAGCCUGUGUUGUGUUCUACCUGGAAAGAUGACGGCACUGCAGUCUUUUCUGGUGGUUGUGACAAACAAGUCAAAAUGUGGCCUUUGUUGUCUGGUGCCCAACCGGUGACUGUGGCUAUGCAUGACGCUCCUGUCAAAGAAGUUGCUUGGAUUCCUGAGAUGAACCUUUUAGCCACAGGAAGCUGGGACAAGACUCUAAAGUAUUGGGAUACCAGACAGUCAAACCCUGUGCACACACAACAACUUCCUGAUCGUUGCUAUGCUCUUUCUGUGUCGUAUCCAUUAAUGGUCGUCGGAACGGCAGACAGAAACAUUGUUCUUUUUAAUUUACAGAAUCCCCAGACAGAGUUCAAGAGGAUUGCAUCACCCUUGAAGUAUCAAACAAGAUGUGUUACUGCCUUUCCUGAUAAACAAGGCUUUCUGGUUGGCUCAAUUGAAGGAAGGGUUGGUGUGCAUCAUCUUGAUGAUGCACAACAGAGCAAGAACUUUACUUUCAAAUGUCAUAGGGAUGGAAAUGAUAUAUACUCGGUCAAUUCAAUAAAAUUCCAUCCUGUGCAUCACACGUUUGCAACUUCAGGAUCUGAUGGUGCCUUCAACUUUUGGGACAAGGAUAGCAAACAGCGGCUCAAGGCUAUGUCGAGGUGCAACCAGCCGAUACCUUGCAGUGCUUUCAACAAUGAUGGCUCAAUCUUCGCUUACUCGGUGAGUAAUGACUGGAGUAAAGGUGCAGAAAACCAUAAUCCAGCAAUGGCCAAGGAUUACAUAUUUCUGCACUCUACUCAGGAUUCUGAGGUUAAAGCCAAGCCACGAGCAAGUAACGGUAGGAAGUGAAGGCAAGUUAUCGCAUGUCUCUAGACAGUGCAGAAUAGAUGGCACACACUCUUUUUUGUUAGGGGUUCCAAUGAUCUCACAUUAGUCAAGUAUAUUUAUGUUGAUUACAGAAUUGCAUUCUUUGAAAUUGCAUUCUUUGAAAUUGCAUUCUUUGUGCUACGUUCCAGUUUACGUCUUUUUCUUUCGUCCUAGCUGUUAGUACUAGAUCGAAAAACAGUGAGGCUCUGUGACUGUAUCCAUUUGACAAUCAGUGUGACUAUUUUAAAUCCAGUCUGUAAGAAUAUUGAGUUUAAUGGACAAAUACUACUCAUUAAUUCA
Molecule: messenger RNA, 1562 nt
Organism: Spinacia oleracea (spinach)
Lineage: Eukaryota; Viridiplantae; Streptophyta; Magnoliopsida; Caryophyllales; Amaranthaceae
Product: protein RAE1
Exons: 10
Coding region: 192-1244 (350 amino acids)
Molecular function (GO): protein binding
Source: RefSeq, a predicted model, not a curated record